Messenger RNA from Effrenium voratum, 4253 nucleotides. Lineage: Eukaryota; Dinophyceae; Suessiales; Symbiodiniaceae. The record is from the annotation of a GenBank genome assembly.
AUGGCAGGUCAUGCCGGUGUAAGCACCAUUGUUGACAUCAAUGUGGACACCGACGUCCUGCCGCCCAACAGCAUUGGAGCUGUUCCCGUGCCCGCCUUUGCCGCCAGACAAAGUCGAGGAGCAGCGUCAGCUUGGCUCACGGUGCAACUUGCGGAUGGCUGCAACAGCGCUCCUUGCCAGGUGGGAUCACACCUCAGCACGCGGCUGAUCAUGUGCGGCCCACUCUCCCUGGUGGCAGAGCCGCAAGCAAGAGCAGGAUCGCUGGCGAGCACUAUCAGUUUGCAACCAGCACUGGUCUUCGUGAAUGCCUUGCCGAUAGGAGAGUUGACCUUGCGCUGCACCCCGGCCUCUUCAGAGGACUGGCAGGAGAUCGUCAUGCCAAAACUCUCCAGGCGCAACAUCCACGUGGUUGACAGCUUGGUGGAGGAGAGCGGCUUUCGCCUUCGGCUUCGACUGAAUGAUGGACCGUGGGAAGAAGUUUACAUCCAGGCCUCUGCGUUUGGCCACGAGGCCUUCACCAGCACUCUGGACCUUGCGCUGCACGAUGGGGCUCCUUGUGCGGCGGUGGUGGAGGUGUGGGGCCACGAGGUUCGGGUCUUUGCGCCUUUUUGGUUCAUCGACCGCUCCGGGCUGUGUGGCUCUUUGGAUUUGGACGUGCUCACUGGCGACAAGCGGCUGCCGCGUGAGGGUGGUGUGUCGCUCCUGCCUGGAAACGGCCUUCAAGAGCAUUGCGAGCUUCUUCUUUGCAGUGGCGAUCGUCCCCUUGCUCUGUUGGGCCUACCAUGUCCUACCAGCUGGGCAAGCUUCUUCUGGGACACCCCAUGCGGGCACUUCGCCUUGUGCCUGCAGGCCACGGAAGUUCUGAACGAGGCCUUUGGCACUCAAAGCCAGGUUUUCACCUUGCGCCCCCGGCUGGUGUUGACCAACGCCUCCGAUCGCGACUUGGAGCUGUGCCUGGAGGGGAGGCUGCUGCGCCUCGCCAGCGGCCAGUCUCAAGAGGCACAUUGGAUCAGCGACGCUGACACGCCGGCGCACCUGCGAUUCCGCCCAUUGCCGUUGGAGGGCUCCCACGACGGACCCUGGUCUGGGCUCGUGCUAUGUAGCGAUGCCUUUGCUGGAGCGUCAGCCUUUGCCAUCCCUCUGGCAGAGGCGCCUGAGGAUGGUUUCAUCCAGUUGCCAACCACGGAAGAGGAAGCCUGGACUGUAGACGUUGCCCCAGACUGUGGCGCCUUGUCCGUGAGCUUCCGGCAAGGUUCCAACUUCGUCGCGUGCAACCGCGCCUUCCGAAGCAAGGCCAACUUGUUUGUGCAUCCCGUCGGCAGCUUGCAUGGAAUAGCCGUGCCUUUGGGUGACGAAGUCCAGUACGGCUGGAGAGAGGCGAUGCAGCAGGAAGAGAAGACUGCAGUGCCGACUGCAGUUGACGUACUGGUCAAUGGUCGAAGGCACAAGAUCCGCGACGUGCGCCGGGCGCUGCGUUUAGCUUUGGGCACUGGCCUGGUCAUUUGCAUUUGCCGGACCGGGAAGCAGACCGUCCUGUCCUUGGUGGAUGAAGGUUUGGACCCGACGAAGGCCACUGCCACCACGUGGUCCCAACGCGUGGAGGUGAAGCUCAGUCGCAUUGGCAUCUCGCUGAUCCGGACGGGGCCAACGCCUGCAGAGUUGCUCUACUGGCAGCUGGAGUUGAUCCGGGCGGAGUGGCGGCAAGGUUCCGGCGAGCCGCAAGAAAUGCGGCUUUCCAUCGCUGGCAUGCAGGUGGACUGCCAACUGAGCGGGCGUGCAGAUCGGGUGGAUCGGAGUCAGGGAAGCGUACUGUCGAGGAGCAGUCCACCUGCCGUGAUUUUUGCCAGCCACGGUGAUGGAGGCCGUGCUUUUUUCAGCCUGUUCCUCCAGCGGGCAGCUACCUCCACAGACGAUCUUGUCAUUCCGCACGCAGAGCUGGCGCUUGAUGCGGCCGACGUGACCGUGGAUGAUGGGUGGCUGGACCCUCUUGCCGCCUUCCUGUCACAAGCCUGUGUGUCAGGGCUCGGUCUCAGCACCGGUUCUGCAGCGGAAGUGUUGCGCUUGGCAGGCAAGCCAGUGGUGGAGGAGUAUGUGGCCCCUGCUUGCCCUCGGGUGGUACAAGUGGAUGCCCUGCACAUCUCGCCCAUCCGUUUGACCGUUUGGUGUUCCAUGCGGCUGAGGAACGUGGUGUUUUUGCCUAGCUAUGUUCGUACGGCCAUACGGCUGAUAAGCCUUAGCGGCCGCUUCACCCUCGACGGAGCGACGCUUUCCUUGCCAAAGCGAUCCCUGCAUCCCUACCGCGGCUCCCUGGGAGACUUCCUCCGAAGCCUCGCAGCAGAGUAUGCCGUGAAUUUGCUGCGGAAUAUCGGCAGCGUGCUGGGACGGAGCUCAUUCUUUAAAGUGCCGCGGGUUCCAUUGAAGCUGAGUGGAACUGCCGUGUCUUACGUCACAGAUGGCAUCGGCCUGGCUGCAGGCGAGGCAGCUGCGCUGCUCAACGAGCUCACCUUCGACCAGGAGUUUGUGGAACGCCAACGGCACCAGCAAGGUGCAAAGCAGAUCCGCGGGCUGGGAGAUGGCGUGGUGGAGGCCAGCAAGUCCAUCGCACAGGGGGUGGAGGGCCUUUUGGACGUGGUCAAGAAGCCUGUUCAAGGCGCCAGAAGCAGCGGUCUUGGCGGAUUCCUGGCAGGUGUCGGUAUGGGCGUGGCAGGCAGCUUUGUGAAGCCAGUGUCGCGGCUGGGCCAGGCCAUCUCCGAUGUAGGUUCAGGACUUGCUGCAGAAGUUACCCCGGACUCCGCCCCAGCUAUGCGACGCCGUGCUCGAACGAGGCAGCGUCAUCCGCGUCUUCUGUUUGGCCCUGUGCCCUGCGUAGCUGACCUGGGCGAAUCAGGCCAAGCUCCUCAGCUUCGGCCCUGGUCGCUCCUGGAGGCAGAGGUGCAGCAGCUUGGAACUGACCGCCAGCUCAUAUGCUUGAAACAUGCAACGGGCCCGUCGGCUUCAAUGCAAGGCCUUCAAGGUGUGCAGGAGGUGGUGCCGCUGACGCAGCAAACCAGCCAGGUGACCGUUUUGCUGCUCUUCACGCAGCACUGCUUAGUGGCUGAGAUCAUUUUGGAGGCAAUGGGCAAUGAGCAGGCACUUCAGUUGAUGUCUCCGGCUCGUUCGUCAACUGCUGCACCCAGCGUUCCGCGGCAGAGGAGCGUUCGCCGCUGCAACUUCUCGGACAUCACAUCGGUGGAAGUGGACGAAAGCGGUGAUCUGGUGGAGUUGCUGGAGGCAGAUGGCAGCAGGCUUGUUCUGCCGCUGUUCUCGGCUCCCCUGGACAAGGCCUGCCGUGCGGCAUUGGUUUCCACCUUCCGCUCGGCGCUUCUCAGCCCAGACAGGAGUGUCUCCUGGAGCAACCUGUCUCGGCAGAUGGCACAUGGGCGGAGGCAGUCCAAAGUCACGCAUGUCGGGGUCACAACAGGGCCUGGCCAGAGAGUUCUUGAGGUCUUUGAAGUUGAACGUCGCAUGCCUGGAACUUCCGACUGGCAGACGCCUUUCCUUCCCACGGAGGACGACUUGGCUUGGAGGUGGGUGGAUCUUCGAGGGCGGAGGCACCCACACCUGUCCUUGGGCUCGGCUCCCAAGCCACCUCCAGCAGGCUGCCGCCCUGCAGGUUGGGCAGCCUUUUCUCUGCGACCUCGGAGUGGAGAUUGCUGGCCGGUGCGGGAACGGACCGGGAUGGCUGGUCCUACGGAAUUGCGUGGAUGUCCUCCACAUGGGAGUCUACUCCAGGACCGUUGGAUACAUUGAGGCGGCGCCGAUGGACAAGGACAUUCACAUGAUCGAGAGGCAGACCAGACUUGGUUAAGCUGAUUGGGGUUCCUGGCCGUCAACGCGGCAAUGAGAAGCGUGCGGGCUGACUUGGCACACCUCAACAGCUCGACCCUCGAGUGACCUUUGAUUUCUAGCGGGACGAAGCUCACCAGCCACGUGCUGCUUUGCAAGAAGCGUCGGUGGUCAGGCUGCUGGCGCCGUGAGGUUCGUUCGAGAGUCUGCAUCGAGAUGCUUGCGGGCGCACGCUGCUUUCUAUGGCCUCGUCCAGCAAGAAGGCCGUCAUGCACUACUUUGCAGCAGCUUUGCAUCGCUGCAGCCUUUGCUGCGCCCUUGAUGCAACAGUCAAGGCUGCCCCGAUGCUGAGGAGGCAUCAAAGGGAUACUGUACAUAUUCGAACAUGUUCGAAUUAUAUGAGCUUUCAUUGAAGCAAAUGAGUGGCA